AUGUCUAACAUUCACUUCGCUAUUACUCACACACACUCAGAUGACUGUAAAUCCAUUUUUGUCAAUAUUUUCUCUCUUCUUUUCCUCUCAUUCAGAGUUCCCCGAUUACUUGCUCAGUUUGGGUGUUUUCUCAGGCUAGCCAAGGCCCAGUUUCUAUCUGAAUCUUAUUUGUCUUUGAACAAGCUGGCUUGCCCGGAUUGUCAUGAGGCGACCUGUGGUGUUGCAACUGCAGAAGACGGUGGAUGGGCAGCAGGAGUAUGCCAAGUUUGCUCAUAUACGGCGCAGGAGAUCCACUGA
This is a messenger RNA of Ilex paraguariensis (yerba mate), 297 nucleotides long. The record is from the annotation of a GenBank genome assembly. Lineage: Eukaryota; Viridiplantae; Streptophyta; Magnoliopsida; Aquifoliales; Aquifoliaceae.